GUUUCUUUUCUUUUUUUUAGUCAACAUGUCAACGAAUUCAGUUUUACUUUUCCUGGCCAUGUUGUUGUUAAUGUUAAUGUCGUUGGACUUGGACUUGGUGACAUCACAGCGCACCUCACUGGAUGUGGCUUUAAGGAAUGCCUAUCGACCACUUCGUCUCCUGGGUUUGGCCUUCAGCGGACGUUCUGGUGACGAUCCACAAAACGUGCAGCGUGUACGUAAUGCAGGGAAAACACAAAAAUCGAAUCCCCGCACUCGUGCUUUACUACAAUUCUGUGAUGCCGAACAUGGACCAGGACGACGCAGUGCAGAACGUCCAAAAAGUGUUCAUCGUUUGCGUCCUGGCGAUAUUGAUGUGAUUGGAGCCAUGGGUGACUCCUUGACAGCUGGCAAUGGCAUCUUUGCCACAAAUCUUCUGCAUGUAACUGUUGAGAAUCGUGGUGUGGUUUGGUCCAUUGGCGGACAAUACAAUUGGCGAAAAUACCUCACAUUGCCCAAUAUUCUAAAGGAAUUCAAUCCGAAAUUAUAUGGCUAUGCCGUUAAGGAUGGUCUCUCUACAGAUCGUACUUCACGUUUCGAUGUCGCCGAAUUGGCUGCAAUGUCUCGGGAUAUGCCAUAUAUGGCCACUGUCUUGGUUAAACGCAUGCAACGCGAUCCAAAUGUGAAUAUGACACGAGAUUGGAAACUGAUAACUCUAUUCAUUGGCAAUAAUGAUUUCUGUACGGAUAUAUGCUAUUAUCCGAACCCAGAAUUAACUGUUAAAUGGCAUGAACAGAAUAUGCUAAAGACCUAUCGUUAUCUUAGGGAUAAUGUGCCACGUCUAAUGCUGAAUAUUGUGCCAGCGCCAAAUUUACGAUUUCUAACAAAUCUGACGGGUCUGCCGCCGGUUUGUUAUAGCACUUUACGUUUCGAAUGUCCCUGCCUGCUGGCGAAGCCCAAAGAGCAUUUGGAUUACAUGGAAGGCAUUAUGAAACGUUGGAUAGCCAAGGACUAUGAAAUUGCCAAUCGUGAGGAGUUCAAUACGGAGACUUUCACUAUCAAUGUCCAGCCAUUCUCGCAAUUUCAUGAUUUCCCUCGCACACGUUCGGGACAAACGGAUACCCGUUUCUUUUCUGAGGAUUGCUUUCAUCUCAGUCAGCGUGGUCAUGCCGCUGCUGCCAAUUCCGUGUGGAAUAAUAUGCUCGAAAUGCCCGAUGAGAAGAGUGGUUUUAGCACACAACUUUUUGAAAAAUUCCAUUGCCCCAGCGAGAAGCGUCCGUAUCUCAUAACCAGAGAGAAUAGUCGCUCUGACUUUGUGAUCUAGUCUGUAGAUAUAAGUAUAUACAUUUCUCCGUCCAAACUCAAAUAUCUUCCCUGUGAUACUUAAGUAAGUCUUCCUAUAUACAAAUAUACUAUACAUAACAUAUAUUAGGUUUCCAUGUGUAUACAUAUAUACGAAAAUUAGCGCCAUGUUAGAUCUAAGUAAAUAUUCUAAAAAAAAAUUGCACAUCUUGGCAAAUGAAUUAUACAAAUAAA
Drosophila willistoni is the source of this 1515-nucleotide messenger RNA. RefSeq names its product phospholipase B1, membrane-associated. Lineage: Eukaryota; Metazoa; Arthropoda; Insecta; Diptera; Drosophilidae. Gene Ontology annotation, molecular function: glycerophospholipase activity. Bases 26 to 1303 code for a protein of 425 amino acids. The transcript is spliced from 3 exons. Gene Ontology annotation, biological process: phospholipid metabolic process. The record is from RefSeq and is a predicted model, not a curated record.